This is a messenger RNA of Grammomys surdaster, 1835 nucleotides long. RefSeq names its product serpin family G member 1 (gene Serping1). The record is from RefSeq and is a predicted model, not a curated record. Gene Ontology annotation, molecular function: serine-type endopeptidase inhibitor activity. Lineage: Eukaryota; Metazoa; Chordata; Mammalia; Rodentia; Muridae. The transcript has 8 exons. The coding region runs from base 87 to 1610 and encodes 507 amino acids. Gene Ontology annotation, biological process: negative regulation of endopeptidase activity.
CCCUCUGCGGCUGUCCUCUCAGUCUGCCCUGAAGCUGCUUAGUGACCAAGAACUUGGACCAGGACGCAGCUGACAUCGCUGCCCAGAUGGCCUCCAGGCUGACCCCACUGACCCUCCUGCUGCUGCUGCUGCUGGGUGGGGAUAGAGCCUUCUCAGAUUCCGAAGCCACCAGCCACAGCAACCAGGAUCCACUGGUGGCUCAAGAGAAAAGCAGAGACAGCUUCCCUGAAAGAGAUGGCUUCUGGAGUCCCAAUGAGCCCACAAUACAGUCAACAACCAGUGUAUCCACCAAAAUAACAAAUGACACCGCCAUGGAUAAAGUAGCCAACAAGUCCCUCAUCCAGCCAACUGCUCAACUACCCAUGGAUUCUCCCAUCCAGUCCCCUCUGAACUCUUCCAGCCAGUCCCUUCUGAACUCUUCCAGCCAGCCCUCCACAACCUCAGAUCCUCCCACCCAGGCUCCUACUGAACCCUUCUGCCCAGAGCCACUUGCUUGGUGCUCUGAUUCAGACAGAGACUCCUCAGAGGCUCUGCUCUCGGAGGCUUUGACAGAUUUCUCUGUGAAGCUCUACCACGCCAUCUCAGCUAGCAAGAGUGCUGAGACCAACAUGGCCUUUUCCCCAUUCAGCAUUGCCAGCCUCCUCACACAGGUUCUUCUUGGGGCUGGAGACAGCACAAAGAGCAACUUGGAGAAAAUCCUUUCCUACCCCGAGGAUUUUGCCUGUGUCCACCAGGCUUUAAAGGACUUUUCAUCCAAAGGUGUCACUUCUGUGUCUCAGAUUUUCCACAGCCCAGAUCUGGCCAUAAGGGAUGCCUAUGUGAAUGCCUCUCAGAGCCUGUAUGGAAGCAGCCCCAGAGUCUUGGGCCCAGACAGCGAUGCUAACUUAGAACUCAUCAACACCUGGGUGGCCGAGAACACCAACCACAAGAUCAGUAAACUGCUAGACAGCCUGCCCUCCGACACUCGCCUCGUCCUUCUCAAUGCUGUCUACUUGAGUGCCAAGUGGAAGAAAAAAUUUGAGCAAAAAAAAAUGAUGGCACCUUUUCUCUACAAGAACUCUUUGAUUAAAGUGCCCAUGAUGAAUAGCAAAAAGUACCCUGUGGCCCAUUUCAGUGACCAGACUUUGAAGGCCAAGGUGGGACAACUGGAGCUCUCACACAACCUGAGCUUUGUGAUCAUGGUACCCCAGAGCCCGAAGCAGCAACUUGAAGAAAUGGAAGAGGCGCUCAACCCCACCGUCUUCAAGGCCAUCAUGAGGAAGCUGGAGCUGUCCAAAUACCAGCCCACGUACCUGAUGAUCCCUCGUAUCAAAAUAAAGAGCAGCCAAGACAUGCUGUCCGUCAUGGAGAAACUGGAAUUCUUUGACUUCUCUACCGAUCUCAACCUGUGUGGGCUGACCGAGGACCCGUAUCUUGAGGUGUCUGCCAUGAAACAUGAGACGGUGCUGGAACUGACAGAGACAGGCGUAGAAGCAGCUGCAGCUUCUGCCAUCUCCGUGGCCCGAAACUUACUCAUCUUUGAGGUGAAGCAACCAUUCCUCUUCCUGCUCUGGGACCAGCAACACAAGUUCCCAGUCUUCAUGGGCCGCGUAUAUGACCCCAGGGCCUGACAGAGGCAGGAAUCGGGCUUGAGUAAAUAGUGCUCCCCAGGCUUCUGCUCAUCCGGUUAUUUCCUUGCCACUGCCUGCCCUAGCCACUUCCAGCCUUAGGAACUGGCAGACGGAACUGUUUCCAUCCACCAACUCCCAGGCUCUCGACCACUUUUUUUGCAGUUUUAUGGUUUAAGCUUAUCAAACUCUACAAAUAAAGCUUGCAGACAUUUUCUUCUCUCACUA